AUGCCCAGCCUGCUGCCGCCCUUCCUCGCCCUACUCUGCUUCGGGGCGCCGGCGCCCGCCCUGAGGGCUGCCCGGACCGAAGCGGCGGCGGCGGAGGAGGAGCCGUGGUGCCCUUACAAGGUGUUGGCCGAAGGCUCGGCGGGCGGGCGGCUUUGCUUCCGCACUCCAGCCCGCGGCUUCCAGUGCUCGGCCCGGGCCUGCCGCGCCCACCGUUCCCCGGGUGGCGCCUUGGUGGCCAACGUGCUGCGCAACGGCAGCGUCCUGCUGCAGUGGGGGCCGCCGCGCCCCGCCGCCGGCCUCCGCGGCUUCGCCCUCAACUGCUCCUGGGACGGGACCUACACGCGUUUCCCCUGCGACAGCGUGGAGCUGGGCGCUGCCUGCCGCGACUACCUGCUGCCCGAGGCGCACGGCAGCGUCCGCUACCGCCUCUGCCUGCAGCCCCGCGUCGCGCCGCCGCGCCCCGCGCCCCCCGCGCACUGCGUGGAGUUCCGCGUGGAGCCGGCAGCCAUGCGGGACAUCGUGGUCGCCAUGACGGCUGUGGGGGGCACUAUCUGCGUCAUGCUCGUCUUCAUCUGUCUCCUGGUGGCCUACAUCACCGAGAACCUCAUGAGCCCGGCCGCUGCUGCCCCGCGCCGCGCCUAA
Messenger RNA from Indicator indicator, 642 nucleotides. RefSeq names its product fibronectin type III domain containing 10 (gene FNDC10). The record is from RefSeq and is a predicted model, not a curated record. Bases 1 to 642 code for a protein of 213 amino acids. Lineage: Eukaryota; Metazoa; Chordata; Aves; Piciformes; Indicatoridae. The transcript has 2 exons.